Arabis nemorensis is the source of this 1551-nucleotide messenger RNA. The record is from the annotation of a GenBank genome assembly. Lineage: Eukaryota; Viridiplantae; Streptophyta; Magnoliopsida; Brassicales; Brassicaceae.
AUGGGGGAGAAGAAAAAAGAAGUGAUUAGAUUAGAAAGAGAAGCUGUGAUCCCAAUUCUAAAGCACAAACUCACCACUGCAUUGUCCCUUCACUUUGAUAAAUGGGAGAGAGAAGAGUUCUUGAGAUUCUGCCAGAGAGUUGAAUACACCAUUAGAGCUUGGUACCACCUUCACUUUGAAGAUCUUAUGCAACUGUAUUCACUCUUCGAACCCAUUCGUGGCGCUCACAGGCUUAAUCAACAGAAUUUGUCUCCUCGUGAAAUCGAUGCUCUUGAAGACCAAUUUCUUCUUCAUUUAUUCCAGGUCAUGGAGAAAAGCAACUUCAAAGUGAUAACUAAUGAAGAAAUACAAGUAGCUCUCUCUGCGCAGUAUCGUCUCAAUCUCCCUAUUGUUGUUAAUGAAACUAAGCUUGAUACAAAAUUGUUGACAAGAUUCUUCUCCAAGUUUCCCCGUGAUGAUCUUCCUCAUUUCGCUAAUAAGUAUAUAAUAUUCCGACGUGGAUUUGGGAUAGAUCACAUGACAGCUUACUUCUUACUAGCCAAAGUAAAUACAAUACUUUUUCGUAUUUGGAACUUUCUACUCACCAUCACAUGUUUAUCAAGACUAAUAUAUGGGAAAAAGGAAAAAGCUUUGUCACAUCAAAUUGAUAUUAGUAUUGAUACAGAGAAGGAUAGUUUGUACAUCGAAAGAAUCCGCAUAGAGAAGCUUAAGCUCAGUCUCUCAAACUUGAUGAAAAAGAUAACCAUCCAAGAGCCUACUUUUGAGAGAAUCAUUGUAGUUUACAGGAGAGUUUCAGGGAAGAGGGAAUCAGAAAGGAACGUAUACGUGAAACAUUUUAAGAGCAUUCCAAUGGCUGAUAUGGAAAUAGUACUUCCAGAGAAGAAGAAUCCAGGUCUUACGCCACUAGAUUGGGUCAAGUUCCUUGUCUCUGCAGCUAUAGGACUGGUCACAGUGGUAAGCUCAGUGAGUCUCAAAAACACUGACAUCAGAGUCAUUGCAGCCAUACUUAGCACGGUGGUGGCUUACUGCGUCAAAACAUAUUUCACGUUUCAGAGAAACUUGGUAGAUUAUCAGAGCCUUAUAACAAGAUCUGUGUAUGAUAAGCAGCUAGAUAGUGGAAGAGGCACUUUGCUUCACUUGUGUGAUGAAGUCAUCCAACAAGAGGUUAAAGAGGUUAUCAUUUCGUUCUUCAUGCUGAUAAAGCAAGGUCGUGCCACGAGCAAGGAUGAGCUUGACAUGCAAAGUGAAGCAUUCAUCAAAGAAGAAUUCAACGAAAGUUGCAAUUUCGACGUGGAUGAUGCUGUCAAGAAGCUUGAGAAGCUUGGACUUGUCUCUCGUGACUCAGAAGACAAGUAUAGAUGCGUGAGUGUGAAGGAAGCAAACGAAAUAAUGGGAACAACCACGGAAGAAAUGGUAAUCAAGGCAAGAAAAGAAUUUGAAGACGAAGAAACAACAGAUAUUGAGAAUCAAAUGAAUCCUCAAGAUGACCUCACCGCAAAAGAAGAUCGUUACCAAUCUCAAUUAAACGACUUCGAGACUUUGUGGAUGUAA